AAGAACACCGCCUUUACUCAUAUAUAUUAUAUUAUUCUGCGAAGUAAGAAGCGAAACCACACUCCGCACAAAUCGAAGGAUGAAUCUGUUUUCUCUUCUUCGAUCAUCAAAACUCUAAUAAUCUUUGCGCCUUCUUAUUCUUCUUGCUGUUGAAGCUUCUGCCCCCAAAUACUCGCACUCAACUCAAGCCCUCUCUUUCUUUCCUGCCAUCCCAUUUUUCCGUUCGGAUUCUAGGGUUUUUUCCCUUCUGCGUAUGCACCCCUCGCUUCGGCUAUUUCUCUAGGGCUGAAUUAUUCUCAGUUUCGGAGGAAUUUGAUUCUUUUGUUAGAUUGAAAUUGCAAUGGCUUCUUCCUUGGAUAUGUCACUUGAUGAUAGGAUAAAGAGCAGCAGGAGUAACAGAGAAAGAGGUAGAGGACGUGGCAGAGCCCGAGCUCACACUGGCCGUGGGACAGGCAGGAAUCCUGGUGUUGGUGGAACAAUAACUGGUGCUGCUCGUAGAGGUCUUAAUACCCGGCCGUCAUCCUAUGCCAUUGCCAAGUCCAUCCGGAGGACCGGGCCUUUUCCUUGGCAGCAAGAUUUGUUUGAGGAUAGCAUAAGAGCUGCAGGGAUACAAGGGGUUGAAGUUGGUACAAAGUUGUACAUUUCAAAUUUGGACCAUGGAGUAACCAAUGAAGACAUAAGGGAGCUUUUUUCUGAGAUUGGAGACUUGAAGCGCUGUGUUGUUCAUUAUGAUAAAACUGGACAUCCAAGUGGUUCUGCUGAAGUUGUCUAUACAAGAAGAAGUGAUGCAUUUGCUGCUCUUAAACGAUACAAUAAUGUGCUUCUGGAUGGAAAGCCCAUGAAGAUUGAGAUUGUUGGUGCCAACGCAGAAUUGCCUAUAACUGCUCGGGUAAAUGUAUCGGGGGUAAAUGGGCGAAGGAAGAAAAGGACAGUUGUGAUGAUGUCUCGUGGAGGUCAAACUGGAGGUGGUGCUGGGCUCAGUCGCGCUGCCACUCGGGUACAACGUAGUGGGGCAAGGCCAAAGGGUGGAACUUCAAGUGGCCGAGGCCGUGUUCGCAGCCGUGGACGUGGCAGGGUUGGACGCCAAGGGCGUGGGAAAAAGGAGAAGUCAGCUGAGGAACUUGACAAGGAGCUGGAAACCUACCAUGCUGAGGCUAUGAACAUCUCGUAGAUGAUGACAAAGAACUUGACGUGGCAUAUGGAGUUCAAAUUUGUUGAUUUAGUUAGUUACAUUUUUAUUUAUAGUUUAUUUCUUCAUGAUUGAUCUUCUCUGACUACGCUUUGUGUUGUUAAGGCUAUAUCUUGUAUUUUCAAUGCAUCAUUGGACACUUUUGAUGAGACGUGUUAGGAAUGUGCCAAAUUAUGUAUAUUCUACGUUGUACCAGCACUUUGCCUUAUCAUAAUUAUGAUUUGCUUAGGGUCUACAUUUGCUUA
Messenger RNA from Arachis duranensis, 1434 nucleotides. Its product is annotated as THO complex subunit 4D. Gene Ontology annotation, molecular function: mRNA binding. The transcript has 7 exons. NCBI's taxonomy places the organism in Eukaryota, Viridiplantae, Streptophyta, Magnoliopsida, Fabales, Fabaceae. Bases 341 to 1171 code for a protein of 276 amino acids. The record is from RefSeq and is a predicted model, not a curated record. Gene Ontology annotation, biological process: mRNA export from nucleus. Gene Ontology annotation, cellular component: nucleus.